Messenger RNA from Entrophospora sp. SA101, 663 nucleotides. The record is from the annotation of a GenBank genome assembly. Lineage: Eukaryota; Fungi; Glomeromycota; Glomeromycetes; Entrophosporales; Entrophosporaceae.
AUGGAAGGCAAAGGAUAUCCUUACUAUCCAAAAAUUGAUGCUUUCGAUCCAAUAACUUCUUUCACAGAAGAAGACAUUCAGAUAUUAUCUAGCGUCAAUAUGAAUGUUAUAAGACUUGGGGUGCUUUGGGCAGGUGUUGAACCUGAGCAAAAUCAAUAUAAUGAAUCCUAUUUACAAGUUAUUAAAGGUAUAGUUGAUAAAUGCAAUCAAUAUGGAAUUUAUGUAUUGUUGGAUUCUCACCAGGAUGUUAUGAAUGAAAAAUUUUGCGGGGAGGGCGUAAAUGGCGGUAAGGCGUUUCCAAUACCAUUUGGUUUUCCAACAAGAUACGAUGCAAAUGAUGUACCCACCGGUAGUGCAUGUAAGAUAAGCUGGCCUCUUUUAUAUUCUACCAGUGCAGUAUCAAAAGCUUGGCAAAAUUUUUAUGAUAAUUAUAAAGGAAUAAGAGAUGCAUUCAUUAACCAAUGGUUAAAGAUUGUUGGAUUAUUUAAAGAUUCAAAUAACCUGCUUGGUUAUGAUUUAUUGAAUGAACCUUGGGCUGGUGAUGUUCUUGGAAAACCUUAUUUGCUUAAAGCAAGUGUAGUUAAGCUUAGGAAUAUAGGAAUAAUAGGAAAUAUAAAUUAUAAAAAACAACAAGUCAUUCAAAAACGUCACACUAGCUUAUAA